Messenger RNA from Raphanus sativus (radish), 1173 nucleotides. RefSeq lists its product as uncharacterized. Lineage: Eukaryota; Viridiplantae; Streptophyta; Magnoliopsida; Brassicales; Brassicaceae. The record is from RefSeq and is a predicted model, not a curated record. The transcript is spliced from 3 exons. The coding region runs from base 63 to 1067 and encodes 334 amino acids.
UCCACGAACUUCUCUUGGCAAAAAUACUUCUCGUCUAACUUAAUUCACAAACCGCAAAAAUAAUGGCACUAGUCCGAAAACCUACUGCCUCGUCCUCUUCUGGUCCUCACGAUGGUAUCAAUCCAGGGAAGAUCAAAGUGCAGAUGAUUCGUAUAUGGAAGGGUGAUAAGAAAAAAUCAGGCAACUCGGUCGAUAUGGUUGUACUUGAUUCAUCGGGGACAAGUAUUCAUGCAACUAUAGGCAAGGCUUAUUCAAAAUGGAUUCAGGAUAUUGGUGGUGAAACGAUCAACGCUUCAAAAAGAGAAGAUAUUGGAAUUGAUGUUCUUGAAGAUUUGAUGAUAUCUGACUGCAAGGAUCCUAUCAAAACUAUAGUGAAGAAAGUUUAUGGAGAAUCUUUUCCAGAGUCCUACAAUCCUGGUUUUUUUCAAGGGAAAGCUAUUUUGUGUUCUACAGAUGAAGAUGUGGAUCAGAUUAAUGAUUAUAUGCUUUCACAAUUAUCAGGUGAAGAAAAGGUGUGUCUCAGCGCUGACAGUAUCUCUCCAUCGCAUUCACACCCAAGUGAUUACAUGAGAUACCCUCCAGAAUACUUGAAUAGCAUCAAAGUUCUUGGAUUACCUAACCAUUGUUUGAGAUUAAAGGUUGGUGUUCCUGUCAUCUUACUUAAGGACAUAUCAGGACUAUGUAACGGAACAAGACUUCAGAUUACACGACUGGGUGGCUUUGUGCUUGGGGCUAGAAUUUUAUCAGGUGCUAGGGUUGGGGAGGAAAUCAUUAUCCCUAGGAUACCUGCAUAUCCAACAGACGAAAAUUUUCCCAUCAAAAUGCAGCGUAAGCAGUUUCCUUUCGCAGUUUCGUUUGCAAUGACUAUAAACAAAAAUGAAGGUCAGCCACUUUCCAAGAUUGGUAUCUAUCAACCAAUGCAAGUGCUCUCUCAUGGACCGAUGUAUGUUGCUGUAUCCGGGAAGACUAGAGAUGGUCUGAAAGUUCUUGUUACAAAUAAAGAUGGGAAACCUAAUGAAGAAACCGCAGAAGUUGUGUUCAAGGAGGUAGUUGUUUCAGAACAUUGAGUCAACUGGUGUUAAGUUGUUUUUUACUAUUAUCUAUUUCAUGGUGCAAACUGGUUGUUUUUAAGUCAUUUUGAUUUUCAUGGUUUUUUCUGAGAAUUUGACUGUU